Molecule: messenger RNA, 649 nt
Organism: Synchiropus splendidus (mandarinfish)
Lineage: Eukaryota; Metazoa; Chordata; Actinopteri; Syngnathiformes; Callionymidae
Gene: polr2f
Product: RNA polymerase II, I and III subunit F
Exons: 5
Coding region: 131-514 (127 amino acids)
Biological process (GO): DNA-templated transcription
Cellular component (GO): RNA polymerase I complex; nucleus; RNA polymerase II, core complex
Molecular function (GO): DNA binding; DNA-directed RNA polymerase activity
Source: RefSeq, a predicted model, not a curated record
ACUUUGGAGGUGCACUAAACAACCGGAAGUGAAGGAUCACGACGUUCCUGCGUGUUUGUGUUGACGACAACAACCCGCCGUGGAAAAGUCGUUUAAAACACAUCCAGGCUGUUUGGGAGCGCUGUGAAACAUGUCGGAUAACGAAGAUAACUUCGACGACGGAGAUUUUGACGAUGCGGAGGAGGAUGAGGGAUUGGAUGACUUGGAAAACGUGGAAGAUGAGGACCAGGAGAACGUCCAGAUCCUCCCAGCCGGUGAGGGACAGCAAGCCAACCAGAAGAGGAUCACAACAUCUUAUAUGACCAAGUACGAAAGAGCCCGCGUCUUGGGAACAAGAGCUCUUCAGAUAGCGAUGUGUGCUCCUGUCAUGGUGGAGUUGGAAGGUGAAACAGACCCUUUACAGAUCGCAAUGAAGGAGCUCAAGAGCCGGAAAAUCCCCAUCAUCAUCCGCCGGUAUCUUCCGGACGGCAGCUAUGAAGACUGGGGCUGCGACGAGCUGAUCAUCACCGAUUGAUCUGCAGUACCAGCCGUGAACACAAGAGAGCGAUAUAACUUAAAAAAAUGUCUGGUCCCGCAAGUUGUGUUUGGAUAUAUCCAGCUCAGAAUCCUUUUUAUAUUGUGUUGAUUAAACUGUUUUGUAGAAAAGUCA